UGACCUUAUACACAAGGUUAAAAGGCAAACAUCCUCUGGGGUGAGCUUGGCUCAGCUCAGGAAGGAAGCUCUACCUGAGAAGGCUGCAGCCUAGGCUGUCACUUCAUUCAGCCCAGCAUCUGAUCACUUCUUCUGUCACUCAGGACCUGAAGGGGCGGGCCUUAAACAUUAUCCAAUCAGGGACUCUGAGCUUGAGGUAGCUCAAUCAGACACGCAGCUGGAGCGGACAGGACGGCGUCCGGGUUUGGCUGGGCCUUUGCCUCUCCCUGCAGCGGGAGUUCCAGGUCUCGUCAUCACUGCUGUGUCCUUUUCUUCUAGAGGCUCAUCCUGUGUGGCCCUGUGACCUGCAGAUAUUUGGAGAUCCACAGCUAAGAUGCCAGGAAGCCCUGGAAUUCUAGACAUGGGACCAUUGACAUUUAUGGAUGUGGCCAUAGAAUUCUCUCUGGAGGAGUGGCAAUGCCUGGACACAGCACAGCAGAAUUUAUAUAGAAAUGUGAUGUUAGAAAACUACAGAAACUUUGUCUUCCUGGGUAUUGCUGUGUCUAAUUUAGACCUGAUCACCUGUCUGGAGCAAGGAAAAGAGCCCUGGAAUAUGAAGAGACAUGAGAUGGUGGCCAAACCCCCAGUUAUAUAUUCUGAUUUUGCCAAAGACCUUUGGCCUGAGCAAGAUAUAAAAAAUACUUUCCAACAAGUAAUUCUGACAAGAUACGGAAAAUGUGGCCAUCAGAAUUUACAGUUAAGGAAAAGCUGUAAAAGUGUGGACGAGUGUAAGGUGCACAAAGGAGGUCAUCAUAACGGACUCAACCAGGGUGCGACAGCCACCCAGAGCAAAACAGCUUAUUAUGAGAAAUGUGUGCAAGUCUUUCAUAAAUAUUCAAAUUCAAAGAGACGUAAGAUGAGACAUACUGGAAAAAAUCAUUUCAGAUGCAAAAAAUGUGGCAAAUCAUUUUGUGUGCUUUCACAGCUAUCACAACAUGAGGUAAGUCAUGCUGGAGAGAAACCCUACAAAUGUGAAGAAUGUGGCAAAGCUUUUAAAAAGUCCUCAACCCUUACUAAUCAUAAGAUAAUUCAUACUGGACAGAAGCCCUACAAAUGUGAUGAAUGUGGAAAAGCUUUUAACCAGUCCUCAACUCUUACUAGACAUAAGAUAAUUCAUACUGGAGAGAAACUCUACAAAUGUGAAGAAUGUGGCAAAGCCUUUAACCGGUCCUCAAACCUUUCUAAACAUAAGAUAAUUCAUACUGGAGAGAAACCUUACAAAUGUGAAGAAUGUGGCAAAGCUUUUAAACAGUCCUCAAACCUUACUAAUCAUAAGAAAAUUCAUACUGGAGAGAAACCCUACAAAUGUGAAGAAUGUGGCAAAGCCUUUACCCUAUCUUCACACCUUACUACACAUAAGAGAAUUCACACUGGAGAGAAACCCUACAAAUGUGAAGAAUGUGGCAAAGCCUUUAGUGUAUUCUCAACCCUUAGUAAACAUAAGAUAAUUCAUACUGAAGAGAAACCCUACAAAUGUGAAGAAUGUGGCAGAGCUUUUAACCGGUCCUCACACCUUACUAAUCAUAAGGUAAUUCAUACUGGAGAGAAACCCUACAAAUGUGAAGAAUGUGGUAAAGCCUUUACCAAGUCCUCAACUCUUACUUACCAUAAGGUAAUUCAUACUGGAAGGAAACCCUACAAAUGUGAAGAAUGUGGCAAAGCCUUUAGUAUAUUCUCAAUCCUUACUAAACAUAAGGUAAUUCAUACUGAGAAGAAACCCUACAAAUGUGAAGAAUGUGGCAAAACUUUUAACUACUCCUCAAAUUUUACUAAUCAUAAAAAAAUUCAUACUGGAGAGAAACCCUAUAAAUGUGAAGAAUGUGGUAAAGACUUUAUUCUGUCCUCUCACCUUACUACACAUAAGAUGAUUCAUACUGGGGAGAGACCCUACAAAUGUAAAGAAUGUGGCAAAGCCUUUAACCAGUCCUCAACUCUUAUGAAACAUAAGAUAAUUCAUACUGGCGAGAAACCCUACAAAUGUGAAGAAUGUGGCAAAGCCUUUAACCAGUCCCCAAACCUUACUAAACAUAAGAGAAUUCACACCAAAGAGAACCCCUACAAGUGUAAAUAAUGUGUUAAAGCAUUUAAUGUAUUUUCCACUUUUAUUAAAACACAAGAUAAUUCAUACUGGAGAGAACCCCUAUAAAUGUGAUAAAUGUGGCAAAGCCUUUAACCAGCUCUUAAUCCUUACUGAACAUAACAUAAUUCAUACUAGAGAGAAACCAGCAAACGUAAAGAAUGUGCAAGCAUUUAACUGAUCCUCAAAUCUUACUAAACAGAAAAUGUAUACUGGAGAGAAGCUACAAACCUGGAAGACAUCAGUAAUUUUGACAACACCUCAAACUUCUAAACAUGAAAGAAAUCGUACUGGCGAGAAACUUUAAAAAUGUAAAAAAUGUGACAAAACCUUUAAAUGAUUGUCACACUUGAUUGUAGGUAAGAUCAUUCUUACUAGAAAAACUCUUACAAGUGUUUUUUUUUUUUUGAGACAGAGUUUUGCUCUUUCACCCAGGCUGGAGUGCACUGGCAUGAUCAUUGGCUCACUGCAAUCUCCACCUUCCAGUUUCAAGUGAUUCUCCUGCCUCAGCCGCUAAAGUAGCUGGGAUUACAGGCACGCGCCACCACCACUGCCCUCUACCCCGCUAAGUUUUGUUAUUUUCAAUAGAGACAGGAUUUCACCAUGCUGGCCAGGCUGCUCUUGACCUCGUGAUCUGCCCGACUCAGCCUUCAGAAGUGCUGGGAUUACAGGCAUGAGCCUCUGCGUUCAGCCAAAAUUUUUAAUGAGUACUCACACCUUAUUGCCAGGAAAGCAUCUAUACUUAAUAAAAAUUAUACAAAUGUAAAGACUGUGAAAAAGCCAUUAAUAUCUGCUCACACCUUACUCAACUUCAGAGUACUUAAUAAAAGCAUUGUAAAUUCAAUAACUGUCAAAAUAUCUUUCAGAAAAUAUAAGCUUUUAAAGUAAAGAAGAAUAUUUAUUUUGGGCCAGGCACGGUGGCUCAUGUCUGUAAUCCCAGCACUUUGGGAGGCCGAGGUGGGAGGAUCAUGAGGUCAGGAGUUCGAGACCAGCCUGGCCAACACAGUGGAAUCCCAUCUCUACUAAAAAUACAAAAUUAGCCUGGCAUGGGUGGCAGGCACCUGUAGUCCCAGCUACUCAGGAGGCUUGGGCAGGAGAAUUGUUUGAACCCGGGAAGUAGAGAUUGCAGUGAGCCAGGAUUUUGCCAUUGCAUUCCAACUUGGCAACAAGAGCACUCUGUCUCAAAAAAAAAGAA
This is a messenger RNA of Callithrix jacchus (white-tufted-ear marmoset), 3311 nucleotides long. RefSeq lists its product as uncharacterized. Gene Ontology annotation, biological process: regulation of DNA-templated transcription. Gene Ontology annotation, molecular function: DNA-binding transcription factor activity, RNA polymerase II-specific; RNA polymerase II cis-regulatory region sequence-specific DNA binding. The record is from RefSeq and is a predicted model, not a curated record. NCBI's taxonomy places the organism in Eukaryota, Metazoa, Chordata, Mammalia, Primates, Cebidae.